AUGAUGGCUCUCACUGCCACUCUUCCAGCAACUCAUCUGCAAAGUGGCGUUCAAACCACGCCCGAUGGUCAGCAGUGGAUUCCUAUUCCCGAGCCCACCCCCGAGCUCUGGAAGAAUGGAAGGACUUACCACGCUCGACCCGAGCAACCGUUGACGGUGGCAAACCUUCCACACUUGCACGGUGACCGCGAAGCAUUCUCCCUAUCCGUUGACGCAACGGAGCAACUCCUCACCAAUCUUGACAAGCGCCUCUCUUGGAAGGAUGUGGAAGCAUUCUAUCCCAUGAGUGACGUCUGGGCUUUCCGCCGCGUAAAGCGACCUCGCAGCGGUACCCACCGUCACGAGUACAUGAUCAAAGGCAGCACAUUCCAGCUUCGUCAGGCGCUCAUCUACGCUCUGGAGCGUAACGAGAUGAUGCGCAGCGUCGCAGUGCCUUGCAACAAAGAUGCGCCCAACUACACUUCCGUCAACCCUUACCCCUUCCCUCGCAUGCACUAUGCCGUCCUUCGCGGACACGCCGAGACAUAUGAGCACCUUAUCGACGAAGUCGAGGUCGACAAUCUGGAGGACGUCACCGACAUCAAGCACGGCAACGGUGAAGAUGGUGGCGACCUUCAAUUCCCAGGCUUCAUGACCGGCUUCACCAUCGUCACCAGUCGCAACUCCAAAGAGCAAGGCAUGUGCGCGCUUCACUACGUCAUGAACCAUGCCGUCUUCGACAUGGCGUCUCUGCACUACUUCUUGCGCGAUAUUGAUGAGCGCCUUGGUGGUAUGGAGCAGCCGCGCGACACUGCUGCACUCUCCUACGGUCCUUACGCGUACUGGCGCUACGUAUGGCCCUACACCGAUGAAGGAAAGGCCGCCGUCAACUUCCACCGUGAGCGCCUUACCGGCCUUCAACACUCCGCCAAGGCCUGGCCACCCGCGCGCACCACAGGUUGGAUGCGUGGCAACGACCAAGGAUGGCUCACCAAGGACAACCAAGAUGGUCAUUCUACCACUCAAGAUCGUCGACCACUCGCUCCCACUGGAAAGGAGCAAAAGGGCAAGUCCGGCGACUUCCGAGCUAUUCGAGUUCCACAUAUCCUCAAGCUACGCAAGGAGCACGGCAUCGCACCCGCCAAGGCCAUCAAGACUGCUGUCGCGCUGUUCCACGUGAAAGAGACCGGUGCCUACGAAGCCGUCUUCUCUCAAGCCGAAGGCGGCCGCAUGGCCAUCGACGUUGACGGCCUCGAUUUCAAGGGAGCUCGCGGCCCCAUGGUCGAAAUGGUGCUCAACCGUGUCGCCAUCCCUUCGCAGAACGAGACGGUGCUUUCGCUUUUCAACCGUGUCCAAACUCAACAGGCGGCUCUGUCCAAGCACUCGCACUACCACCGUGGUCAACUCGUGCAAGAACUUGAGAAGACCGGCGAUGCCCAUCAGUUCGAGUCUUGCGCACCUCGUUUCCACUACAAUUGGGCGCCGAGAAUGCCACCCACAUCCGAUCGCAUCAAGCUCACCAAAUUCGAGGGUCGCUCGGAUCUCGGCAUGGCUCUCGUCUACCGCCUCAAGGGUGACGAUGAGCUCGUCAUCGAGCAGUCUUGGGACAACGCUCAGCUCAAAGAGGAAGAGGUGGAGCGCAUCACGCGCCGCAUCCUUGCUGCCGCAAAGUGGAUCUGCAAUCCCGAGAACUGGAACAAACCUAUCGGUGAAUGCAAUUUCGAAGCUCACGACGACGCCUACGUGUACCAAGGACUUCCUUGA
This is a messenger RNA of Ceraceosorus guamensis, 1743 nucleotides long. RefSeq lists its product as hypothetical. Gene Ontology annotation, biological process: secondary metabolite biosynthetic process; amino acid activation for nonribosomal peptide biosynthetic process. Gene Ontology annotation, molecular function: phosphopantetheine binding. NCBI's taxonomy places the organism in Eukaryota, Fungi, Basidiomycota, Exobasidiomycetes, Ceraceosorales, Ceraceosoraceae. The record is from RefSeq and is a predicted model, not a curated record. The transcript has 2 exons. The coding region runs from base 1 to 1743 and encodes 580 amino acids. Gene Ontology annotation, cellular component: cytoplasm.